Messenger RNA from Eucalyptus grandis, 1737 nucleotides. Its product is annotated as stemmadenine O-acetyltransferase. NCBI's taxonomy places the organism in Eukaryota, Viridiplantae, Streptophyta, Magnoliopsida, Myrtales, Myrtaceae. The record is from RefSeq and is a predicted model, not a curated record.
AGAGUAUACGCGCAUACCUUCCUUUUCCAAAAUCAUUCGAAUAAUAAAACACGUAGAAUAAACCCUACCUUUCCCUUUUGACUUUUCUCCGCCUUCCCACCUUCUAUAUAAAUCCACCCUGUAUUGCGAGGGCUGGCUGGAGGUUAUACUGCAACAUACCUUCUUUCUUCCUCAAGCUCAAGCUCUUGUUCGACGCAUCGAUACUCAGUCUCCAGGAGCUCAAAACCGCGAAGAGAAGACCAUGACCAUGGCCGAGGUCGAAGUUGAAGUCGUCUCGAGAGACACCAUCAAGCCCUCAUCUCCAACUCUGGACCGUCUCCGCCAUUACAAGCUCUCCUUUCUUGACCAGAUACAAGUCCCCGUGUUCAUGCCCUUGGUCCUCUUCUUCCCAAGGGACGACGGCAUGUUGCUCGAUGAGAAACUCAGCCGCAUCAAGCAGUCGCUGGCCAAGGCCCUGGCCAAGUUCUACCCUCUGGCGGGUCGGGUCAGGGACAACCUCUACGUCGACUGUAACGAUGAGGGCGCUCUGUACGUGGAGGCUCGGGUCAGGUGCAAGCUCGGUAUCCUUGAGAACCCGGAACCUCGGGUGAUGAACAGGUUCUUGCCAUGUGAACUCGACAACGUGCAGGACUUACCUGUGGCUGUUCAGGUCAACUUCUUCGAGUGCGGUGGCUUAGCCCUUAGCCUCUUGAUCUCCCACAAGGUCGCCGAUGCCCUCUCCUUCUUCACCUUCCUCAACGCCUGGGCUUCUGCUGCCCGUGGGGACCCUGGCAUCAUCGAUCCCUGCUUCAGCUCCUCUGAGCUUCCUCCGAUUGACCUCUCUGGCUUCCAGACGUCCACUGGCAUCGUCAAGGACAACAUCUCCACCAGGCGCUUCAUCUUCGACGCUGCCACCAUCGCCUCGCUCCGCGAGAAGUUCACUGACCUGAAAAAGGUCGCAGAUGUGGCUGACCACCCGCGCCGUCGCCCAACCCGUGUCGAGGCCCUGUCGUCCUUCCUCUGGAGCCGCUACAUGGCAAGCACGCAGCCAAUUGAAGCCAGAGGAGACAAGAUCUACACUGUGCUCCACGCUGUGAAUCUUCGGACGAGGACAGAACCACCGAUAUCAGAGCGCCACUUUGGCAACAUCAGUAGGCUGGCGAUCGCGGUGCCGACUGUGGAUGCCAGCACCGACGGAGGCUACAAGAUAGUCGAUCAGGUAAGGGACGCAAUCAAGCAGGUGAAUGCGGAGUACGUUAGGAAGCUCCAGGAAGGGCAGGGCCACCUGAACUCGCUGAAGGAGCGGUCGUCAAGGAUCUCGCGUGGCGAGGUGGUGUCUUUCAGCUUCACGAGCCUGUGCCGGUUCCCGAUGUACGAGGCGGACUUCGGGUGGGGAAAGCCUGCCUGGGUCGGCUCAGCGAGCCUCACUUUCAAGAACCUGAUCGUGUUCAUGGACACCAAGUCCGGCGAUGGCAUCGAGGCCUGGGUCAACCUCAAGGAGGACGACAUGGCAAAGUUCGAGCAGGAUAAGGAGUUGCUCGCGCUCGUUUCGCCUUCCGUGAGCGUCGGAAGCCGUGCUUAGCCGUCGAAGCUGGCCAAAAAGUGGUGGCCUUAUUAUGAAUACGUACUUCGUUUCUCCUAUGUCUUUUUUCUUUUGGCUUUUCAUGAGAAGUUUUCGGUAUGUACGCAAUAAUAAAGCUUCAGAGGCAACUGUAGAUUUGAUGGAUGGAAUGGAAAAAGGGAAAGUUUACAUGAUUA